This is a messenger RNA of Entelurus aequoreus (snake pipefish), 4795 nucleotides long. RefSeq names its product FA complementation group D2 (gene fancd2). Gene Ontology annotation, biological process: mitotic intra-S DNA damage checkpoint signaling; double-strand break repair involved in meiotic recombination; interstrand cross-link repair. The record is from RefSeq and is a predicted model, not a curated record. The transcript has 46 exons. Gene Ontology annotation, cellular component: nucleus; condensed chromosome. Bases 245 to 4627 code for a protein of 1460 amino acids. Lineage: Eukaryota; Metazoa; Chordata; Actinopteri; Syngnathiformes; Syngnathidae. Gene Ontology annotation, molecular function: DNA polymerase binding.
UACGUUGCAUUUAUGACGGUGGAGUUCCUCAAACUGUAUUAAUAUGUAUAUAUAUUAACUCUGUCUUUGGUCACCUAUUUUAUUUUAUUCAUGUUCGUUAUUUUCUCGUACUAUCAUCUGCAGACGCUCUCUUGCCGCAAACGUCAGACUUACACCACUGGCGGGAAACAUGUUUUCUAACUCGCUUGUGUCGGCAUGAUAGGUCGUCUGUGUUUGUUAACCAGAACGUCGAAGUGCAGUUAAGAUGAUGCGGAAAAGGCGAAGCUCCACUGUUGACAAUGCAGAGAAACACGCUCCCUCCUCUACUACGGCAAAGAGGAGUCGCACAACCGGGCGUCAGUCUAAGGUGUCCGCUCCAGAAGAAAGCACUGCAAGUGUAUUUAGUGUGUUUCUACGGGAAGCAGGUGUCACCCUGAAGCAAGGCGGCACACCCAACGAGAUCGCUGUUGACCAAGUGGUGUUUCAAAAGAGGAUACAAAAAAAGCUUCAGAAGAGCCCUCGAUACCCUGAUAUUGUGCAGGAAUUCAUCAGUGGUUUGGAGUCUCAUAUUGAGGAUGCUGACAGAUUUAGGAAUUGUCUCCUUCCGUGUGUUCCGACACUUCCCGAGGGAGACACCAGCUGUGUCAGCUCCUUCCAUGAGAGCCUGCUACGCAUGUUGUUGGGCAUUGAAAUGCUGCAGACUCUUAUCAUUAACACCUUGCUUGAGAAACUCCCUGAAUAUAUGCUCAACAGCAUUGAUGAUGCCGGGCUCUGUAUUCCACGUAUUAUCAUCAACCAGCUAAAAUGGCUCGACAGAGUUGUUGAUUGCAAGGAGCUGGCAGCCAAGCUCAUGGAGCUGCUGUCGGUGGCACCAGUGGAUGUCCAACAGGACAUCAUCACCAGUCUGCCAGAGAUACUGGAAGACUCCCUGCACAAUGAUAUAGCCCAAGAUCUCAAUUCUUUACUGAAGGAGAACACUCAGUUGACGGUGGCCAUCUUGGAUGCCCUUUCGAGUCUGAACCUCAGCUCCUCUUUACUGACUGAGGUUCGUGGAGCAGUUAUGACCACCUUGGCUGCUGUGCAAUUAGAAGACCUACCUGUGGUGGUCAAAUUCAUCCUGCAUUCCGCCUCAGCCUCUGAUGCAUAUGAGGUGGUGUGUAACCUCCGUAGGAAACUGGAACUGGAGCAGUGUGUUCUCCCCCCUGUGGUGCAAGCGUCGCAGAGCCGCUUCAAGAGCAAAGGAGCAGCAGUGUCCAAGUCAACUACAGUGGUCUGCGACAGCCAGGACAUCGUUACGCUGAUAGUGGAUGCUAUCAAGUCAGCAAUGCGCUUCCAGAAGGCUCUAUCUGAAGCCUGGCUAAAGGCAAUUGAGUCUGUUGAAGAGCUGGAGGACCACAAGGUGAUAGAUCUGUUGGUGCUGUUCAUCCUCCACUCCACCAAUGCCAACCACAGUCGACGUGGGGCUGAAAGGGUGCUAAAGGCAAAAGUGAGGACUGGCCAGAUCCCUGAGAUGUUGCUGCAGAAGACAUUUCAGGACAACACAGAAGUUUUGAGAGGGUAUUUCCCCUCCAUCUUAGCCCUGGCUCAGAACUUGCUGCGCUCACCUGACCCCUGCGUUGUUCCGUUUGGUGGGCACAUGUAUCGACAUUCAUUCACUGCUUUCGACUCUUACUGCCAGCAGGAGGUGGUGGGCUGUUUGGUGACCCAUGUGUGCAGCGGCGUUUGCGGAGAGGUGGACAUGGCCCUAGAGCUGCUCUGCGGUCUGGUUAUGGAAAACCCUUCAGAAGUGGGGCCGUAUGCAGUUUUUAUUAAGGGAAUCUUGGACUACCUGGACAACCUCACACCACAGCAGAUUCGUAGACUUUUUCAUCUUCUGAGCAGACUAGCGUUUAGAUCACAGCAAGGCUCGCACAUCCAGGAUGAUAUGCACAUCGUGAUUCGCAAACAGCUCUCCAGCACCGCGCCCAAGUACAAACGGAUCGGCAUCAUUGGCGCCGUGAUGUUUAUAGGCAGCAUGGGGGCGCUCAAACCCAAAACCAAAGAUAAUCAGAAGGACUCGUUGUCUCCUGAAACAUUCAGGCAGUUGUCAGCUCUGCUGGAGCUGGUGCAGUCAAGCAGUGAGACUUCACCAGAAGCUUCAGCUCUGUACUAUGAUGAACUAGCCAAUCUGGUACAGACCUCCACUCUGGACCCGCAAGUACAGGAGAAAAUCGGCAAGAGAGUCUUGGAUGACUUCCAGGCUGAGUUUGUUGUGGACCUGGGUCCAGAAAUACAAGACUCCUUCUCCUUCCCGGCCCGUGUCAUGUACGACCUGGAAGAGGAGGAGACUCAAGCAGUCAUUGCCGUCAACCUGAUGCCCUUGCUGGCCAAAGAUGUGCACAGUAAGGCAAAGCAGCACAAUGGAGACAAGAAGGACAACAAGAGUUCUCUUUGUUUGUCCCCAUUUUUUCGCCUACUACGGUUGUGUGAGGAGAAACAGAACCACGAAGGCCUAGAUGAGAUUGAUGCCUUGCUGGGCUGCCCUCUCAUCCUAACAGACAUGGAUGUGGUGGACAAAAUAGAGAGCCUUUCCAAAGUAGAGAAGGAGUUCCUCUGCACUUUACUUUUCCACACUAUCAACUGGUUCAGAGAGUUGGUAAAUGCCUUCUGCAGGCUGAAGGAAACGGAAAUGAAGAUGAAAGUGAUGACCCGUCUGCAGAACAUCACUUACCUUCAGACCCUGUUGGAGCAGGCUUUGGCUGAAACACCUGGCUACAUCCCACCUGUCGCUAACUUUGAUGGAGAGAGCACAGAUGUGAUACUAUCCAGCACCGCUGCUCCUGUUCAUAAGACAAAGAAAAAUGGCUCUGGAAAGAAGAGGAAGGCACCUGGUAAAAAUUCAUUGGAAGGCAACUCACAGAUGGAGGACAAGAUGGAAGAAGAUGAAACUCAGCAGGAACUGGAGAAGGAGAAAGAGAAAGAGGCCCGGCAUGGAGUCAACAUGGAGUCCUACAGGCAAUUUUUCAGGGAGCUUGACAUGGAAGUGCUGAGCGUGGUUCAAUGCGGCUUGCUCCCCUGCUCGUUGCUGGACUCUGAACUUCAAACCAAGAAACGGGAAGAGGUUUUGAUAGGUCCGGCAGAGCUGAUUUUCCUCCUGGAAGAUAUGCUUCAAAAACUAGAGUUCAGUCUCACAGCUGCCCCUGCCAAGAGACGUCCUUUCCUUAAGGUGAAAGCCGACAAAAACGUGGGGUUCUCGCACCUUCAGCAAACGAGCCCUAAGGAUGUUGCUGCCUUCUGCGUGCAGCUGCUGCCCGCCCUCUGCUUGCACUUGGAGAACUGUCAUAACUAUUUUCAGACGUUGCUUUCUGAGAAUGACGGCAUGGUGGACGGGCCCACAGUGGACAUUCAAGAGCAUCACUUAAUAUCUUCAUGCUGCCAGCUUCUCUUGCAGGUCCUCAACUCCAUCUUCAGCUGGUUUGGAUUCAGCCAGCCGGGCCAUCGAAGUUUACUGAAGAGAGCUUUAGGAGUUUUGGCAGGACGUCUCGAAGAAGAAGGACCUGAGCUGAACCUGGAGCUGCUUGUUAAACAUAGCUUGGAUUACCUACUGAACUUCCACAGCACUAUUCCAAAUCUCAGCUCAGCACUGACCUUAUCCCAGCUUUUGUCCACUGUGGCAGAGAAAGGAGGGAACCCCUUUGCCUUCAAGGAGCAGAACGCGUCUCUUGCUCGGGGCUUCUUAACCCAGCAAUGGAUGACAGUCAGUGGGGAGAAGCAACGAGGGAAUAAAUUCAAUGAAGCGCUUCAGGCUCUCCUAAGCAUUUACCUGAGGCAUGUUGACGACGUUUUAAAGGCAGUGGAGGAAAUAACCCAAGAAGGAUUAUCUCAAAUUAUCAAUGCCUCAAAAGAUGAGAGCUCUGCCGCUUGGCCGACCCUCAGCAAGCAGACGUUCCUGGUGUUCUAUAAAGUCUUGAUGACGGAGCUGGAAAAAUCAGUCCGGAGGAUUCCAAUAGGCAAAAGCAGUGACAGCAGUGAGAACAGGCCCGCCGGCGACUCAUCUGGUCCUUACGGGCGACCUGGUGCCCGCGGGCACCGCGUUGGUGACCUCUGCUCUAGAUCAACAGCUCAGAGUGAGAAGCUGCUGACAUGGAACCUGGCAGUGCGGGACUUUCACAUCCUGGUCAACCUGGUGAAGGUGUUUGAUUCAAGGUCUGUCGUCAACGUGUGUUUGAAGUAUGGACGCCUGUUCCUAGAGUCUUUCCUGAAGUUGGGGAUGCCGCUCCUGGACUUUAGUUUUAAAAGGCACAAGGAGGAUGUCCAGAACCUGUUGAAGACCUUCCAGCUCAGUACUCGCCAGCUCCAUCACAUGUGUGGACAUUCCAAGAUUCGCCAGGAUACUAGCUUGACCAACCACGUGCCGGCCGUGAAGAAGAGUCUGGAGCUGUUUGUUUACAGAGUGAAGGCCAUGCUCACCCUCAACAACUGUCAGGAAGCGUUUUGGAUCGGCAACCUAAAAAAUCGCAACCUGAAGGGCGAAGAGAUUCUUUCUCAAAGGUGCCAAGAAAGUGAAGAGGAGGAGGAAGAGGAGCAGCAGCCGCCUGCACAGGAUCUAUCAGAGGAAGAGAUCCCCUCCAGCUCCAACUCCGUCUCUCCUCCUGGCUGCUGCUUAUAACAGAGCGACAGGUGAUUAGAUAACAAGUCCCAGGAGCAAGGCAACGACACAGAGACACUAAGUAAGGUCAACAGAGAGGAGAAUGGAGCUCAGGAUGACACAGAUGAAUCUGAUUGAAUCAGGAAAAAAAGAUUUCAAAAUGUGUACAUUUCUACUACCAGUAUGUGU